UCCGAUACUCUUCAACAACAUCAUACAACAUGGCUCUUAAGGUUGUCAUUUUGGCUCUCGCCUUCAGUGUGGUCGUAGGCUCAUAUGUUCCUGCCGAUGAUGAUCCAAAAGGGCCAGCGAAGUACAGCUUCAAAUACGCCGUGGACGACGCUGAAAGCGGGAAUAACUACGGCCACGGGGAAUCCAGAGACGGAGCAGCCAUCCAGGGCUCUUACGUCAUCCGCCUUCCAGAUUCCAGGACCCAGAAGGUGUCUUACACCGUCAACGGGGACUCGGGUUAUGUGGCUGAUGUCACCUUUGACGGAGAGCCCAAUUACCCGGAUGUGCCUCCUAAGAAGGGAUAUAAUUAAAGGGAAAAUACUCGUCUAUAACUUGAUUGUAAUCCGUCUUUCUCUCUGCUUUCCAGAGCUCAGUUUGAUGUAUCUGAUUUCCUACUUUCUUUUCUCUAUGGAUUGCCAAAAUCUUUAAUGUGUGAGAAUGCAUGUAAACUGUAAAUUAUGUGAAAAUAAAAUGCUAUAUUAUCAAA
Molecule: messenger RNA, 526 nt
Organism: Macrobrachium nipponense
Lineage: Eukaryota; Metazoa; Arthropoda; Malacostraca; Decapoda; Palaemonidae
Product: pro-resilin-like
Exons: 3
Coding region: 30-350 (106 amino acids)
Cellular component (GO): extracellular matrix
Source: RefSeq, a predicted model, not a curated record